Molecule: messenger RNA, 1773 nt
Organism: Colletotrichum spaethianum
Lineage: Eukaryota; Fungi; Ascomycota; Sordariomycetes; Glomerellales; Glomerellaceae
Product: cocaine esterase
Exons: 1
Coding region: 1-1773 (590 amino acids)
Molecular function (GO): dipeptidyl-peptidase activity
Source: RefSeq, a predicted model, not a curated record
AUGUCAGCCACGCAAAAACCCGGUUGGCAAGUUCCGGUUGAGCCGCUGAGCUCACCAGUGGUUGGCCGCGAUGGCUACACCGGCCUCAACCCUAGGACAGAGACUCUACCAAAGGGCUGGAAGCACCCCCACGCAGACGCCCGCCCAUUGCCCUGUGACAUACAGGUAGACCACGAUGUCUCCAUCACUGCCAGAGAUGGUACAAUUCUCUACGCCGACGUCUUGCGUCCUGCCAACACGGACGAAAGAGUGCCCGCGCUCAUCUGCUGGUCCCCCUUUGGCAAGAAGUUCAACGGCCUCAUGUCCCUAAAUUACAUGACGCCAUGGGAUCUGGGCAUCCCCUCAGGAACGCUUUCCGGGCUGGAAAAGUUUGAGGCCCCCGAUCCCGCUGACUGGGUGCCCCGCGGAUACGCCAUCGUCAACGUCGACACGCGCGGAACGUUCGACAGCGGCGGCACGAUGGUGAUCAUGGGCACCCAGGAGGCGGAGGACGGUUACGACACGAUCGAGGCCGUGGCGAAGAUGGAAUGGUGCAGCGGCCGCGUCGGGCUCGCGGGUAACUCGCACCUUGCUAUCGCGCAGUGGUUCAUCGCCGCGCUCCGCCCGCCUAGCUUAAAGGCCAUUGCGCCGUGGGAGGGCUGUGGCGAUUUGUACAGGGAGCAAUUCGCACGCGGAGGGAUCUACGCCGGCGACCUCUUUGAUCAGCUCAUUGUCAAGCACAUGCUCAAGGGGCGAAGAGGGAUCGAGAGUUUCCGCGAGAUGUUCAAGCAGCACCCGCUGGCGAAUUCUUGGUGGAACGACAAGAGGCCUGACAUGAAGAAGAUCAAUGUCCCGACAUACAUCACGGGGACGUGGACGAAUACCAUGCACGGGAUGGGCGCCAUCCGGGGCUGGUUGGAGGUCAACACGGACGAGAAGUGGCUGCGGUGGCAUCCGUGGCAGGAGUGGUAUGACCUCUGGGGGAACCCGCAGGCCAAGGAGGAGCUGUUUUCGUUUUUCGACCAUUAUCUCAAAGAUGUUGAAAACGGCUGGGAGAAGACGCCCAAGGUGCGGAUGGCGUUGCUGCGGUUUGAGAACAAGGUGCCGCAGGCCAUUGAGAACGUUGUCGAAGAGGACUUCCCACCGGCCCGGACGCAGUACAGGCAGUUCUACUUGAGCUCCGAGGGGAGUCUCGCUCCCGACAGCGGGCCUGAGAAGCCGACGACGGUCAGCUACGACUCAGAAUCCGGGGAAAGCGUCGGCUUCAACUACACAUUCACCGAAACAACCCGCAUCAUGGGCCUGCCCAAGGCCGUGCUAUACAUGUCCUGUCCGGACCACGACGACAUGGACUUGUACAUCAUGAUCCAAAAACUCGACAAGGAAGGCAAGCAGAUGAAAAACCUCAACGUGCCUUGGAAGGGCAUCCCAGUGAAGUCGUUUGAGGAGUUCAAACCGGAGCAGGAGACUGAGGUGGUGCUUUACAAGGGCCCCGUAGGAAUCCUGAGGGCGUCACAUCGCGCCAUCGACGAAGCGAGGAGCAUGCACCCGCAUUGGCCAUUCCACCCCCACGAAAAAGAGGACAAGAUCACGCCCGGCGAGGUGGUGAGGCUGGACAUUGGCAUCUGGGCGUUGGGUGUCGAGUUCGAGGCGGGGGAGAGCGUGAGGGUGGUGGUGAGCGGGGAGAGUUUUGCGGUGAGUAACUUUGGGAUGAAUCAUUGUCUGAACAAGGGCAGACAUGUCGUGCAUCUGGGAGGAGAUUGUGCAAGUCAUGUCAUUCUUCCCUUCGUAUAG